Molecule: messenger RNA, 851 nt
Organism: Anopheles nili
Lineage: Eukaryota; Metazoa; Arthropoda; Insecta; Diptera; Culicidae
Product: troponin C, isoallergen Bla g 6.0101-like
Exons: 5
Coding region: 1-465 (154 amino acids)
Molecular function (GO): enzyme regulator activity; calcium ion binding
Source: RefSeq, a predicted model, not a curated record
AUGAACAAGCCGGAAUUGAGCAAGGAUCAGCUCCGAGUCCUCAAGGAAUCGUUCGAGGCGUUCGACAUCGAGAAGAAGGGCAGCAUCUCGGUGGAGGUCGUCGGCACGAUUCUCGAGCUGCUCGGCCAAACGGUCUCGGAGGAGGAACUGAAAGAGAUCAUGGAGGAGUACGACGUGGACGCGUCGGGUCAGAUCGAGUUCGAGGAGUACCUCGAGCUGGCGUCGGAGUUCGUCGAACCGGAGGAGGACUACGAUGCGCUGCGGGCCGAACUUCGCGAGGUGUUCAUGAUGUACGACAAAAAUGGUACCGGCUUCAUUCCGCUGGAAACGUUUAAAAAGAUCCUGCAGGAGCUGGACGGCGCCGUACCGGAGAACGAGCUCGACGACAUCAUAGAUGAGAUUGACGCGGACGGUUCUGGGACGGUUGAUUUUGAAGAGUUCAUGGCGGUUAUGACCGGAGAGUAAGCGUCCGUCGUCCGUGUGAUGCCGUCGCCUUUGCUCCUGCACCGAAAGGACCUUCGUCGGGGAUUUCUGCCCACCCACCACUUGACCCCACUCGACCACGUCCUCCGUAUCUGCUUCCACGUAUACGCCCAAGGCACGAACAAAUGGGAACCGUGUGCAGUGCUGCCGCAGGGCAGGAGCAUAAUUAGGCAAUAACCAUACCACGGCAAAACUCCACCCACCGAACAGGGACCUGCUGCUUAUUCCGUAUGCAUAGCUGUGUGCCUUUCAUCCGAUGAUUACCAACAGGCGAGGUUUUAACGACAGCAACUCAACAAAAAAACACGCAAAAAAAGGGAGUUUUUGCAAUAAUAAAAUGUACACACAGACAGACACACAAACACACA